AUGCACACAUCUGUUUGGUGUACUCGUUCACGUGUUUUGGUUAUAGCUUUUGGUAUUUGGGUAUUUGCAAUGGCAUAUCAAUUUCCUUAUUUGGUUGUAUUCAAAGUUUUUGAUAUUCCAGAAAAAAAUUUGCGUGUUUGUAGAAAUCCUUUAGCGUCAAAAAGCAAAAUUUGGAAAAUUUAUAAAUGGUCAGAAUUUUUGUUAACUUAUGCUUUACCUAUAAUUAUUUCUGUUUUGCUAUAUUCUCGAAUUUGUCGAGUUUUGUGGUUUAAAAAUAAAAAUGGAGAAAAUUGUGGGAAAGGACAGAACGAAAAUGGUAAUUUUAAAUAAUUGAAUAUUUUUUGGGGAGUUAUAUGGAAUAAAAAGUAAGAAAAUGUUUUUUGGUGAUGAUUAUGCCAAAAAUA
This is a messenger RNA of Meloidogyne enterolobii, 404 nucleotides long. The record is from the annotation of a GenBank genome assembly. Lineage: Eukaryota; Metazoa; Nematoda; Chromadorea; Rhabditida; Meloidogynidae.